CUAGUUCGGAUAAUAAUUUUGGCGUCUUUCGUUUACGUGGCUGGCCUUUUGCCACUGCAGGCUGUGCGACCUGCGCUCAAUGUCGCCAACUCCGCUGAUAUUCCGUCAUCCAAUAUUUCCUCUCCCGAAGAUAAUGCAAACCUUUGGUCAUGGUGUACUCUGUCAUUUGUAGAACCUAUAUUGGACCUGGCGUGGAAGCGAACAUUGAACAAAGCCGAUGUCUGGUGCUUGUCACCGUUCUUCCGACACAAGAACUUGUUCAACAAAUGCCUUGAUUAUCGUUCACGCUACCCGACGCACUCUCUGCUGCGCUAUUUGCUGGUAUCGAACUCUCUCGACCUACUCUUGAACCUUGCCUUGGAAAUGUGGGGUCCGGGCAGAGUGAUAUAUCAUUGA
Molecule: messenger RNA, 396 nt
Organism: Suillus clintonianus
Lineage: Eukaryota; Fungi; Basidiomycota; Agaricomycetes; Boletales; Suillaceae
Exons: 3
Source: RefSeq, a predicted model, not a curated record